GCGGGAGGAAGGGAGGCUGGCCGUGGAUGUGUGCUCAGCAAUAGGAAAUGCUUUAUUAGCUGGGAGUGGUGGAGAGAAGCCAGGCAGGAAGAGGCAGUAAUAAGAAACAUUUUUUUGACUUCUCCCACAUCCAGACCACAGAGCGCUUGCCAAGCGGCUGCGCUCGGACAACAGGGCUGCUGAGCCGAGUCCCCAGGGCCGGGACGGAGACAGAGACGUUCCACCACCGGGACGGGCAACACUGCAGCCGUAGGAACCCCCACAGUGCCGGGACGGGCGGUGGGAGGGGAGCAGACCCAUGAAGCUCCUCCAAGCCGGGGAACACGGCACGGAGCAGAGCUGCCCCGGCUGAGCCACGCACACCGCCUCCGAGCUCGGGACUGCAGCCGGGAAAGCCUCGCCGGGACCGGGCAGUUCCGUGAGCGCCUGUGGGACACGGAUGCUGUAGGCUGAAGCUUUGGGAGCCUGUGGCAAAGCUCUCACCGACUCCGACGUGGUGUCCAUCCAGCCCUUCGCACCUGCAGCUGGUACCAUCGCACACGCCUGGCUCACCCUGCUUCCCCCCAGCUGGCACCGGCACCGGCACCGGCACCGGCCGGCACGAGGGUCUCUGCUGUGUCUGGCUCCCUGCGAAAAGGCGACAGAGGGGAACUGAGUCACGAGCCGCAUCCUGUGGCGAAACCCCCCCAGGAGCAGCAGAAACCACAGGGGAGGGCGGAAGAGCCAGGAUUGCAAAGCUCUGCCGAGCCAUCCCGGAUGGAAGGAUGUAAGACAGCUACGUGACUUGCCAUCACCUCCCAGCCAGGCUGGGGAAGAUGCUCCGGACGCCGGGAAGGAAAAUGCCGUGUGGAGCCUGUGGCCGGGCGGUGCUGGCACUGAUGACCUUCUCCAUCGGCUUCGCAGCUGAUGAGCUGCUGUGCGUCUGCGACGUGCCACACUGCAGCCUGCCCACCUGCACGGGCCAGGUGUGCUUCGUCAGCAAGAGGAAGGAGGAAGGGACCAUCACCCAGCACAAGGGCUGCUUCUCCCAGAACAUCCUGGAGAACUGCCACACACCCGUGACGGAGCAGUACGGCAUGAGGUGUUGCGACUCCAGCAUGUGCAAUGCCGAGCUGGAGAUCUUCCUGCAAGGAGAAGAGGCCCUGGGAAAGGCACCUUCCCUGCCCAACCUCCUCCUGAUGAUCUUCGUCCCGCUGCUCGCCCUCCUCAUCCUCGUGGCGCUCACGGUGCUCUUCUGCUGGAAGGUGGCCCAGCAUCGCCACCAGAAAAGCGACUUGGGCGACACAGACCUCAUGCUGAAGGCGUCCAUGGUGGGAGACAGCACUUUAGAGGACUUGCUGAACGAUGACUGCACCACAGGCAGCGGCUCAGGGCUGCCUUUCCUCGUCCAGCGAACAGUGGCUCGGCAGAUCACCCUCGUGGAGUGUGUGGGCAAAGGACGCUAUGGCGAGGUGUGGCGAGGUGUGUGGCACGGGGAGAGUGUGGCCGUGAAGAUCUUCUCCUCCCGGGACGAGCAGUCAUGGUUCCGCGAGACCGAGAUCUACAACACUGUCCUCCUCCGGCAUGACAACAUCCUAGGUGAGUGGGGGGCCAAGGAGGCUGGGGGGGCAGCUGUACAGUGGCUCCACGGUCACGGCUCUUCUCCCCGUCCAGGCUUCAUUGCCUCCGACAUGACGUCGAGGAACUCCAGCACGCAGCUCUGGCUCAUCACGCACUACCACGAGAAUGGCUCGCUCUAUGACUACCUGCAGAGGACAGCCCUGGACGUGGAGACUUGCCUGGGGUUGGCCUCCUCCAUCAUCUGCGGCCUCGUCCACCUCCACGUGGAGAUCUUCGGCACCCAGGGCAAGCCUGCCAUUGCCCACCGUGACCUAAAGAGCAGGAACAUCUUGGUGAAAAGCAACCGGCAGUGCUGCAUUGCAGACCUGGGGCUGGCCGUCAUGCACUCCCAGGGCAGUGACUACCUGGACAUCGGCAACAACCCCCGGGUGGGCACCAAGCGCUACAUGGCCCCAGAAGUGCUCAGCGAACAGAUCCGCACCGACUGCUUCGAGUCCUACAAGAAGACGGACAUCUGGGCGUAUGGGCUGGUGCUCUGGGAGAUCACCCGGCGGACGGUGGUGAAUGGCAUCGUGGAGGAGUACCGGCCCCCCUUCUUCGACGCCGUCCCCAGCGACCCCAGCUUCGAGGACAUGAAGAAGGUGGUGUGCAUCGACCAGCAGACCCCCGUGAUCCCCAACCGCCUCUUCUCCGACUCGGUUUUGUCGGCGCUGGCAAAGAUCAUGAAGGAGUGCUGGUACCAGAGCCCCUCGGCCCGCCUCACCGCCCUGCGGAUUAAAAAGACGCUGAAAAAGUUGAACAAUUCCCUGGAAAAGCCCAAGCCAGAGCAGUGAACGCCGGGCACACACCGGAGCCGCUCGCAGGCUGCACCGGGGACGGCGGCAAAGCCAACACCAGGAUGGCUCCUGGUUACACAGGGGGUUUUGCUUGCAGCUCCCACCUUUCCUAUCCCCUCCUUGGAGCCUUUUUAAUUUGCAAGGAGGGAAAAAGUAGGGGGAAAAAAAAAAGCAAGGGAGGAAUUUUCCAGCCCAGUUAUAAAAAUACCCCCUGGAUCCGUCAUCUGACGCCAGCCCGUCUCAUCUGCCCGGCGGGGAUGGCAGCGGGCGCCUGGGGCUGGCGGCCCAUUCCAAGCCCCCCGGCCAGACACCACGGCCGAGGGACAAUCAAGCGUCGGAUCCAGCACCGUCCCCUGCCGCAGCCCCCGAGCCUGGCUGGGCACCCCCCCCAUGGCUGGCACCCAGCACAACACGCAGGCAGCAGGUGCUGCCCAAACCUGCCUGCCCGGCACGUUGGCAGUGGGGAUGCCGCGGGCUCGGCGGCGGCAGCAGGAAUUCCCCGGCAGGGCUGCAGUGCCCGGCGUGUCUCUUGCCGAAGGAGGUCUGGAUUUCGCUGGGAAAGGAUGGACCAGGGGCAGCAUCCCGCCGACAGGGCUGGAUCUGUACCCCGGCGCAUCUCGGGGCUCCCCAGAACGAGGAACCGCCAGCACCGAGCGGGGCCUGAGCAUCACCCAUGCCGCAAGGUCCCGCUGAGACAGGGGCCCCCACAGCCACAGUGGCUUGAUCCUUCCCUGCCGAGCAGCCGGCAUUCCUCCUUUCCAAGCCCUUUUGAUCUUUGCCAACAUUUUGGUGUUUUCCAGGGCAUUUUGGUGCACCCUGCGGCCGGCUCCAGCCCACACCACUCGUCGCCAUCCCCAAAACCACCCCAUGUUCAGGGCUGUUCGGACAGGACCAGGAUGUUCAGCAGAACCAGCUUUGCUCCAUAAUUAUUUAAUUAUUAAGAUUUAAUAUAUUUAAUAAAGUGUAAAGCUAUUUUAUCGCUUAA
Molecule: messenger RNA, 3381 nt
Organism: Aquila chrysaetos chrysaetos
Lineage: Eukaryota; Metazoa; Chordata; Aves; Accipitriformes; Accipitridae
Gene: ACVRL1
Product: activin A receptor like type 1
Exons: 11
Coding region: 816-2393 (525 amino acids)
Biological process (GO): transforming growth factor beta receptor signaling pathway; heart development; cellular response to growth factor stimulus
Cellular component (GO): plasma membrane; BMP receptor complex
Molecular function (GO): ATP binding; metal ion binding; SMAD binding
Source: RefSeq, a predicted model, not a curated record